CGGUUCGCUGUUCAUCGAUUCCGUCGCAACGGAUAGUGCUGUACGAGCGGUACAAUAGUUCAGUCACAUUUGCUAUUACAAAAAAUUUCUGCGUUUUUGUUUUUGUUGUUGUUCUUUUUUUUCCAAUUCGUUGUGGUGUUUAAAAGUAUCUACUAUGUUGUUUCUAGUGAAUUGAUUCGCUAAGAGGUUUGUUUUCAUUGGAAUUUGCAUGAAAUUCUAAAGAAAUCUCGCAUCGUUCGAUUGAAAUUGGUUGAAGCGUUGGCGUUCCAAUCAGAAAAAGGAAUGCCAGAAAUUCGGUUUUGGAUUCAAUGAAAGUUUUUGUGAAUAAAGUUAAAUUGAAUGAAUGUAGAUGAAUAGAAAAUGAAGCAUUUUUGAGUGAUAGUUGACAAUGGAUUUAAUAUUUUUUGUCCAAUCAAUGACGGUUUGUUUGAAAACAAGCGCUCGCACACUCGUUUUUCCGUCAAAACUUUAUCAAAUUUUCCAUUGUGUCACAACAAUUGUGUGAAGCGUUGAUUGACGAAAAACCAAUUGUAUUCAUUAUCUUCGAUCCGCUUGAGCAAAAUUCUCGUUGGUGUCAAGCAAUAAUUCAUAUACGCGCUUUGGACUGUAUUUAGAACAGUUUUCUGUGUCACUGUAGUGGAUAAAAUACCCAACCAAUGAAAGAAGUGAAGGAAAAAAAAUGAUGUUUCGCUGUGUGACACUCUCUCAAAUGAUCGAUUUUGAUGUUUGCAUAUUUUGAUUCGGAAUGAAAAAUUGGAUGGUGCCGAGUGUGUUCUUGUGUAUAUAAUGUGAAUGGUUGUGUGGAUUGUGUACGGUGUGCAGAGUGCGACAUCGCGAGAUUUUAUGAAUUGUAGUAGAAAGCAGCGGUUAUCUCGCAUGCUGGCCGAGACUGAAAGAGUGACAAUAACAUUACAUUCGAAUAGACACACAUCGAUAUUUGAAAGGGGAAAAAAAUGCGCAUAUUUGUAACCAAAAACUUCAAUGAAAGAAAGCAGAGCAAAUAGAAAUAAACAGUGAAAUAAAUAUUAAAAGGCAACAAAAAAGUUCAGUGUGGCAGUAAAAAAAAUACGUCAAAUUGCAAGUGAGAAAAAAGGGAAAAAGGAGCGUGAUCGUGCCGAGAGCGCACAGUGUGUGUAAAUGGCAGAGUUUAUAUUUUAUAAAUAAAUGUAGUGGAAUUUCGCAGUUGAACCAUAUCCGAAACAACGAAGAAGAAAAAAUAUCGCUGAAAAGAAAAGCAAAAAAAAAGAACUAAAUAAAUUCGCCAGUUCGUGCCAGUGUGAGAAUUAUGCAAAAAUGACUGUCUGAAAAAUAUGGAUGGCAUCGCAUGCGGAAUGUGAGCGUAAAAAUUCGGCAUGAAAAUAAAUCAAGCGAAUGAGUCAAAGCUCUCCGAUGAAUUUCUGCCGUUGCCGUUGCUACUACUGCCGCUACUUCUGCUCUUGAUCAAUCGGCUAUAAUAUUAUUUUCAUUCUUGGUUACACUUUUUUCUCUUCGCUUUUCUAAAUUACUCGUUUUUUUUUCUGGUGGUGUGUGUGUGAAAUGUUCGCGAGGUGAAACCAAAGUCUAAUAUUAAAUAUGCGCAAAUGCUGACACUCGACGAAAAAUUCGUGUAAAUUGUGCAAAGUGAAUAGCCAGUGAAAUCCAAGAUUUUCACUGUGUAAUUUGAAUGUUGUUGUUUUUUUUUUUCAUUGCAUUACAAUUGAGCCAAGUAGUUGGCCUUUUAUGCAAAUCAGCGGAAAAAACAGUUACUGUGUGUAAAGUGACAAAGUGAGAAAAGGACAACAGCGACAAUUUAAAAGCCGACGAAAAUUUUUUGUGCGCGUUUUUUAGUUUCGUUUGUGUGUUGAAUCGACUUGUGUUGCUGUCGCUGCCCUUCUGAUAACGGAAUAAACGGCACGAGUGAAACGAAAAGAAGGAGUAACUGCGAUACACAAACACAGCGGAUUAAAGUUAUAAUAUGCCAAAUAUACCACCGAGCAAUGUAGAUCUUCCCAAUGGCUGGGACAUCGCAAAAGACUUCGACGGCAAGAUCUAUUAUAUUGAUCAUGUCAAUAAAAAAACUACCUGGAUUGAUCCCAGAGACAGGUACACAAAACCACAGACGUUUGCCGACUGUGUCGGUGACGAACUGCCGUUGGGAUGGGAAGAAUCUUAUGAUCAAAUCAUCGGACGAUAUUAUAUCAAUCAUUUUGAUCAAUCAACACAAUUGGAAGAUCCGCGACAGGAAUGGAAAUCGAUUCAGGAACAAAUGCUGCGGGAGUAUUUAUCAUCAGCACAGGAUCAGCUUGUAGCCAAAAAGGAAAUUUAUGAUGUGAAAAAUCAACGGCUUCAACUGGCCGAAGAUGAGUACAACAUGCUGACGGCAAUGGCAGCUAGUCGCAGUAGUUUGUAUUCAUCGAGCAGUAGUUCAAUCAGUAUGCGACAUGAUCCGGAAUUGUUGAAGGCUGAAUUGGCGAUGGCAAGGGAGAGAGUGCGACGACUAAAACGCGAACUGCUUCAAAUCAAUUCCGACAUAACGUACACACAGCGUGGCGUCGACACACUGAACAACGUCGAACAGAAAUUGAAUGCUCACGAAAAUGGUUGCUACAACAUUACAGAGGUCCAAGCGAUCCGCGAGGAAAUGGUGAAAGUGCAAAAGUCAUUGGUGUCCGGGGAAAAAGUGAAGGAUGAACUGAUGCGAAGCUUAGCCCAAAUCAAAAAUGAGCUGACGCGACAACAAUACUGUGAUUCAAACAGUGAUUAUUCGGUGUUUAUGCAGAAUGAUAAAAUCUGUGUGGCAUCGCAAACGGAUCUGUGUGCAGAGAAUUUGAACGGUGGAGCUCGAUUUGCCGAAAUGGCCAAAACCAAAUUCCAAUACGAUGAAUGGCGAAAGCAUAUCAAACAGUUGCAACAGCAAUUGGCCGAUCAUGUGGAUAAAAUUGAGCCCGGCCAAUUGGAAUCCGAUAAAGAUCAUUUGUUGUUGAUACAAGAGAAGGAACAGUAUUUGAAAGAGUUGAGAAGCAUUCCAUCGGCGACCAAGUCCACCACCGAAAUUGUAAAAAUACAAGAAGCGUGUCGAAAACUCGAAACCGAUUUGAAAAAUGCCUACGAAUUGUCCAACAAAUGCAUUGCCGAUCGGUUGCGAUUGCAUGAAGAGAAACAGGUAUUGCUGCAACAGCUGCAAGACGCACUGAAAUCGACAAAGAUGCUCGAAGAACGCUUGAAAUCGUUCUCAUCGGGUAGCACAUUUUCAAUUAGCUCUGGCUCAAGUUUGGGUUCACUGUCAACGGCCAGCAGCAAAAAUUCACUCAGUCUCAGUUUCACGGAUAUCUAUGGCGAUCCGCUGACGACCGAUGGCCAAGUUGAUAUGCUCGAUUUGCACCGUCGCACCCAAAGAAUAUCGCAUCCGUCAGAGGUGUCACUGUCACCACGAAGCAGUCUCUCAGUGGAAACACCACCUGCUUCACCGAUGAAAGAGAAUGUCACCGACGAACCAACUUAUGAAAAUACAAAAUAUUUCCCCUUGCCAUCAACAUCGCAACAAGAGUUGGACUCGACCGUGUUUGAUUGCAUGCGUUUGGAAGAACGACUGCACGAACUGGAGUGGAAACAAUCGAUGGGUAUGAGCAUCGCACCAAAUGCAGCACCAUUGUCACCGAUUUAUGAAAAGCCAUCUCUUUUGAAUUUGCCACAACAAGCGGCCAUCAGUAGGGCAUCAUCGGCAUCAAACACACGUUCCGUUUCAGCGGCCGUUAGCAAUGAAUCAGUUGCUGGCGAUUCAGGAGUGUUUGAAGCAUCGCGAGCAACGUUACCGGGUCGCGAAUCAGCUCAAGUGCAAAUCGGUUUGAAAUACUCGAAGACCGAUAACACAAUUCACAUCUCGAUCGAACGAGCCCGUAAUCUGCAUGCACUCUGUCUCUCAAAUAAGUGUCAAGUUUAUCUCAAAGUCGCGCUGCUACCAAAUAGUCAACAAUCACUGAGAACGUCACUCGCUAGCGGUGCAUUGUUGAAGCCAGUUUUUGGCAACUCGUUCGCCGUGCCGAUACCAUUGAACAAGCUUUACACGAAAACACUUCAAGUCAAUGUGUUCAGUGUUGUCGGUCAACGAGAGGAGAUUGUUGGUUGUGCGCAAAUCAGUUUAGCCGAAUUCAAUUCCGAAGACUCAACCAUGAAAUGGUACAACAUUUUGAGUUUCAAAUCGAUGCAAAACUUCGAUUCACUAGAGGGUGGUGUCAGCAGUGGUUGUAAGGAAGAAUCGUCGGAUGAGUCAACGAUCAUUUCAUCGCAAACGUCGACAUUGACACGUGAUCAAGGUCAAGAUGGCAUUGCAUCGUCUUUGGUUGAUGAAUUGGGCGAAAAGCUCACACUGAACGACGAUGAGGAUGAGCAAUCAAACUCAGGCGAGAAUGAGAACGGUGAUGAAGGCAGCAGCACAACUGAAGAUCUUGAAUCGACCGAACAAAUGCUAGCCAACUACAUCAAAGAAGUGCAAAAUUUCAAUGUGCCAACAGCAACGGUUGACAAGGAGACCAAUACAGAAUGCGCAUUUCCACCGGAAAAAUCACGUACUCGUGAUCGAUCAUCGCUGCUGUCGAAUUCGUCGUCAUCAAAAGAACUGGAUUCAAUUGACGAACGAAGCGUGAAGCGUUCACAAACAUUCUCACCAAGUGCGGUUGUUAGUAAAUCUCGUUAUGUUUGCCGGUUAAACCGAAGCGAUUCCGAUUCAGCGAUGCACUUUGCCACCGGAGGCCAUGGUCUGAACUACAAUCAAUUGUCGGUUCAGAAUCCAUUCCAUCGUGGAGCCGUCGAACGGCGUUCGCUUCGUUUCCACAACAAAGUCCCAAAAAGUGUUUCAACCAAAAUGUUGCCAAUACCUCGAACUAGUCUUGAUUUGGAGUUAGAUUUGCAGGCUCAACACACAAAAUUGGAAACGCUCAACGACGAAAUCGAGAAAUUAAAGAAUUUAAAAUCGAAAUUGGAGCAAGCGGUCGAUUCAAAAGAUGGUAAAAUUGCUGCAUGGGCAGUUGAAAAUGAAGACUUUCAACGAUUGGUUGAGAAUAUUGAAACAAACAAUACACCAGAAGACCGCAAAUUGAAGAAACUCUUGCACAAAACAUCCAAGGAAAUUUACAAACUGCGUAAAACUCGUUUGCCAAAGGGACAACCAGACAUUGCAUCAUUUAAAGAAAAAAUGGCCUUUUUCACUCGCAAAGGAUUGCCUGUACCUGAUUUGCCAACCGAUUUGGUAUUGACCGAAGAGCCGGAAGAAUUUUCGAUGCCCGCCACACCACCAUCGUCGUCAACCAAUUCAACGCCCAACGAAUCAACACCGAAUCCAAGCGAUGAAUUCGGCACGGGCGAUCAAACGAAAUCAAACAGUCGUUUUGAAUACGUGGUUGAUCGUACAUACGGUGUUGAAGUUUGAUUCCGUUAAAGAAAUCGUGAUGUACAAAACAAAAUGGAAACACACCAAAAUGAAUUGGGAACCGAGAGUUGUUGGGUUGACAACAAUUUCGAUCAAGCAGAAGCGCGUGUACAGCCAAAAUGAGUUGGCUGAUUUCUUUGCAUACAAACAAAUGGAAAUGAAUGGGCAUAUAUUUUCCAUGUAGCUCAAAAUACCCGCCAACAAAAUGCAUGAAGGUUUUUGUUUGAAUAAAUCAUGAAAUAUUGAAGGAAUCGUGCAAUAUCAAUCAAAAUUUUAUGAUUAGGUUUCUGUUUGUCAUUAGAAUCACAAUUUAUUUUAGAGUAAAAUUGCCGAACACAUUCAUAACAAACGAAACAAAAAUCACAUUCAUCGGACAAUCAAACAAAAGAAAUACCACCAUAUUAAAGAAAUGCAUCUUUUAAAAAGUCGCACAAUCUGAGAAAAGAACAACGCCAUAUUAAUUGAUAAAAAAAAAAGAAAUGUUCAACAAUCGAACCGAAAUGUUUUUUUUUUGUUUUCGAUUUUUUUUUUAUUUUUAAUAAUUUAUCUUCUUCUUCGUAAGAAAACCAAAUAUAAAUAUUAUAUAAAAAUAUACUCAAUAAAAGAUGAGAAAUGUUAAAAUAGUUUUAAGCUUUGAUUUAGGUUUAGUGUGAACAUUUUGCUUAAGUAGACUUAGAAUUGAAUAGCCUGAUUGAAGUAGCCAUUUAACUUGCAACAAUGUUGGAAGACUUAUAACUUAUGCUCGAACAAUGUUUGAUGGAAAACAAACCUCCCCCCAUAUCGAACUAAUUAUUUUUCGCUAUCAUGUAAACAAAUUUUUUUUAAACAAAUGUAAACAAAGUGCCUUUUUGAUGGAAAAUUAUCAACAUCGUAGAGAAAAACCUCCCAAGUAUUUUAAUCAUUGGAAUAUUUUUUUAUACAGUUUAACAAAUUUUUGAGAGAAAAGAAAGAAAAAAACAAAUCAUGGAAGCAAAAUUCACCGGAAUGUUAUGUAAAUAAAAAAAACAUUUUGAAUUUUAUUAACAAAAUUUAUUUAACACACGAACAAGCACAAAAUCCUAUAAUAUUUUUUGCCUUAGCUAUCGUAAUUAAUUUGUUUUAACUAAAUUUAGAUCGACCUACGUGUUUGAACAAUGAACAUUGUAAAAAAAAACGAUUUUUUUGUAUUAAGUUUGAAUGCUGGAAUGAAUGUUGCGAGAAAGGAUAAUGCAGUCUAUGAAUUCAACACAAAAUUCGCUGUUGGAUAGGUCAUGUGUAAUUCAAAUAAAAAACAAACACAAAUACUGAUGUUUCAGUGGAUCAA
This is a messenger RNA of Sitodiplosis mosellana (orange wheat blossom midge), 6707 nucleotides long. RefSeq names its product protein kibra (gene kibra). The transcript is spliced from 9 exons. Gene Ontology annotation, cellular component: cytoplasm. Gene Ontology annotation, biological process: cell migration; regulation of hippo signaling; negative regulation of organ growth. The record is from RefSeq and is a predicted model, not a curated record. Gene Ontology annotation, molecular function: kinase binding; molecular adaptor activity. NCBI's taxonomy places the organism in Eukaryota, Metazoa, Arthropoda, Insecta, Diptera, Cecidomyiidae. The coding region runs from base 1955 to 5404 and encodes 1149 amino acids.